This is a messenger RNA of Populus trichocarpa (black cottonwood), 4948 nucleotides long. RefSeq names its product ethylene-insensitive protein 2. Gene Ontology annotation, molecular function: cadmium ion transmembrane transporter activity; manganese ion transmembrane transporter activity. The coding region runs from base 670 to 4569 and encodes 1299 amino acids. Lineage: Eukaryota; Viridiplantae; Streptophyta; Magnoliopsida; Malpighiales; Salicaceae. Gene Ontology annotation, cellular component: membrane. Gene Ontology annotation, biological process: ethylene-activated signaling pathway; metal ion transport. The transcript has 9 exons. The record is from RefSeq and is a predicted model, not a curated record.
UCUUCACUUUCACUACCUGUAUCUCUCUCUACAACUUUCCCGGAAAACUGAACUUUCUCUUUCUAGGAAAAUAAAAAAAUACCUUUGAUAAGUUAAUAACUGCGUGGCUUCUCUUGAAGACCCUCUUUUUUUCUUUUUUGAGAUCUACUUGUGUACAGCUUCGGAUAGAGAUUGCAGAGAGAGAGAGAGAGAGAGAGGGGGAGGGGGAGGACAAGUAGAGAUAGAAAGAAACUAUCACUCCGAGAAAGAGAAAGGAUUGAACAUCAAAGGUGGGGAUAAAACUCAAAUAAUUGCAGUAAGGUUUGCUUGAAACUGACUAGCUGCUAGUCAUUGUCAGGAGAUGAAUAGCCUACUCAGUAGGCCAUCACAGUCACUCCCGUGUAGCAUGCAAGCUGAUUUUGCAAGUGUUCGAUUGGUAUCCGACGAUCACAGCUAGUAUUGGUAUUUCUGCUAGCGAUCACCAUGCAACUAACCUUUCCUCAAAGAGUUUCUAUUGGGUAUUGUCUGGUGAAGAAGUAGUUAGUGUUCCUGUUGAGUGAUUAGUGAAAAGAGGCAUAAAUUAUAAGGAGGUGCAGCUUUAAGCAGCAAUGUAAUUUAUUUAUUUUGGCUUUCACUGGGAGGCUCCUCUGUUGCUUGGAAGUGAUAUUAAAUAUCAUACUGAUCAGUAACAUGGAAACUGAGUUUGUAAAUGCUAACCAUCUACCGCAUUUUCUUCGUCGGGCGCUUCCUGCUCUGGGACCUGGGCUUCUGAUUGCAAUUGGAUAUGUUGAUCCUGGAAAGUGGGCAGCAACUGUCGAAGGAGGUGCACGUUUUGGGUUUGAUCUGGUGCUGCCGAUGCUUAUUUUCAACUUUGUUGCCAUUUUAUGCCAGUAUCUCUCUGCUCGAAUUGGUGUGGUAACUGGAAAAGAUCUUGCCCAGAUUUGCAGUGAUGAGUAUGACAAGUGGACAUGCAUGUUUCUAGGAGUUCAAGCAGCACUUUCGGUGAUUGCAUUGGACCUCACUAUGAUUCUCGGCAUUGCACAUGGUCUUAAUCUUCUCUUUGGAAUGGACUUAUCCACCUGCGUUUUUUUAGCUGCUGUUGAUGCUGUUUUAUUUCCAGUUUUUGCUACCCUCCUGGAGAGAUGCAAGGCAAGUUUCCUCAGCACAUGCAUUGCAGGCUUCUUAUUACUUUUGUAUUUCUUCGGAGUUCUCAUCAGCCAACCAGAAAUCCCUCUUCCCAUGAACGGGAUGCCAAUAAAAUUAAGUGAGGACAGUGCAUUUGCUCUGAUGAGUCUUCUUGGAGCAAGUAUCAUGCCUCACAAUUUUUUCCUCCAUUCUUCUAUGGUGCUGCAACAUCAGGGGCCACCAAAUAUUUCCAAGGGUGCCUUGUGCCUUAACCAUUUUUUUGCCAUUUUAUGCAUCUUCAGUGGCAUCUAUCUGGUAAAUUAUGUGCUUAUGAACUCCGCUGCAAAUGUGUUCUACAGUACUGGCCUUGUUUUACUUACUUUUCCUGAUGCGAUGUCACUUAUGGAGCCGGUGUUCAGAAGUCCAGUAGCACUCUGUGUCUUUUCACUCAUUUUGUUUUUCGCGAAUCACAUCACUGCACUUACCUGGAAUCUUGGUGGGCAAGUAGUGCUUCAGGGUUUUCUCAGACUGGAUAUUCCUAAUUGGCUUCAACGUGCAACAAUCAGAAUUAUUGCAGUAGUUCCAGCUCUUUAUUGUGUGUGGACUUCAGGAGUUGAAGGAAUAUACCAGUUGCUUAUAUUUACACAGGUUAUGGUAGCUUUACUACUUCCAUCUUCAGUGAUUCCCCUUUUCCGUAUCGCUUCAUCUAGACAAGUGAUGGCUGCCUACAAAAUUUCUGCAUUCUUGGAGUUCUUAGCGCUGAUUUCAUUCAUGGGGAUGCUUGGCAUAAAGAUUAUUUUUGUGGUGGAAAUGGUUUUUGGGGAUAGUGAUUGGGCAGGCAAUUUGAGAUGGAGCACAAGUGGUGGUUCGUCAACCUCUUACACUGUUCUUCUCAUUACUGCCUGUUCAUCAUUUUGUUUGAUGCUCUGGCUAGCAGCCACCCCAUUGAAAUCUGCAACCCACUUAGAUGCUCAGGUAUGGAAUUGGGAUGUACAAAAUACUGUAUCUGAGCCAUCCAUGCAGAUAGAGGAAGAAAUUUUUAGUGAAACCAGAUAUACUGAAGAGGAAUCCAUAGGGGGUAAAGAACAAUUAUCAGGUCCAGGGAAAUCUGCCGAGAGUUACUCGGAUGUAACUGUUGCAAAUGCUGAUCCUGAUUUGCCUGUGACAAUUAUGGAGUCGGAUCAGGAACAUCAUUUGACUACUAUAAAAGAAAAUCAUUCUGAAAUUACAUUCUCUAGUCCUGGAACAUUCUAUGAGGAGGAAACAUCACCUAUAAUAGAGUCAGUAUCUCUGUCAGCUGCUAUGAAUGUGGUCCCUGGCAGUGAAUUGCUUGGUGCCAAGAAGAUUGAUAUUGAAUCAAUGGACUCAGUUGAAAAGACUGUGGAUAUAGAUGGUGAUUUCCAUGCUGAAAAGGAGGACGAUGAAGGGGAUAGCUGGGAGCCUGAAGAAUCAUCCAAAGGGGUUCCUGGAAGCACUUCAUCUUUGACAUCUGAUGGUCCUGGAUCAUUUAGGAGUCUUAGUGGUAAAAGUGAUGAGGGUGGGAAUGGUGCUGGAAGUCUUUCAAGAUUAGCAGGGUUGGGUCGUGCUGCAAGACGCCAAUUAGCUUCAGUUCUUGAUGAGUUUUGGGGACAAUUGUAUGAUUUCCAUGGGCAAACAACUCAAGAAGCAAAGACCAAGAAACUGGAUGCCCUGGGGGUUGAUUUGAAGCCUUCUUUGUUGAAAGUGGACACUGCUGGGAAAGAAUUUAGCGGAUAUUUCUCAUCUGUUGGUGGUAGAGCAUCUGAUUCUCAGAUCCAUUCAAGUUUGGGCGACUCUCCCAAUCAUUUGAGGGUUCCGAGCAAUAUCGACUCAUCUUAUGGAGGUCAGAGGGGACCAUCCUCUUUGUGGUCCAACCACAUGCAGUUGAUGGAUGCAUAUGCACAAGGUCCCAGCCGCAGUAUAGCUGACUCAAGUGAGAGACGGUAUUCUAGUGUACACACGCUACCAUCUUCUGAUGGCCGGUGUAUUCAGCCAGCUACAGUGCAUGGUUAUCAGAUUGCAUCCAUCAUCAAUCAAAUUGCUAAGGAAAGAGGUUCCAGUAGCUUAAAUGGUCAAAUGGACUCACCAGCACCGAUAUCACCAUCCUUGGGCCCUAGAAACUACAGGGACCCACUUACUGUUGCUAUGGGGCAAAAAUUGCAAAAUGGACCAAGCUCUUCACAACCACCAGGAUUUCAGAACCUUGCAGUAUCUAGAAAUAGCACGUUGCAAUCUGAAAGACAUUAUCAUGAUGUUUACUCUUCUGGAUCUGCUGAUGAUGCUGGCAAGUCAGCUAAUACGAAGAAGUACCAUAGUUUGCCUGACAUCGCAGGGCUUGCUGGUCCUUACAGGGACCUAUAUAUGUCUGAAAAGAAUGCUCAGUGGGACAAGUCUGUAGGAUUUGGUUCAUCGGUUAGUAGAACAGGUUAUGAACAAUCUUAUUAUUCAAAUACAAGAUCAGGUGCAGGUGCAGGUGCAGGAGCAGGAGCCGGAGCAGGAGGCCCUUUGUCUUUUAAUAGACUCCCAAAAGGACAUGGGGAUGCUUUCUCAUUUCACAUGACUCCAGACCCUGGAUCCCUCUGGUCUAGGCAGCCAUUUGAGCAGUUUGGUGUUGCUGACAAAAGUCGUGUUGUUGGGAGUGGAUUAGGAAAUCGGUCUAAUUCUAUCAAUCGCGAAGUAAUUUCUCCUGUGGAUCCCGAGGCCCAACUUCUUCAGUCUUUCAGGCGUUGUAUCGUGAAGCUUUUGAAAUUGGAAGGAUCUGACUGGUUGUUCAGGCAAAAUGAUGGAGCUGACGAGGAUCUGAUUGAUCGCGUUGCUGCAAGGGAGAGAUAUUUGUAUGAAGCUGAAACAAGAGAAAUGAACUGUGUAGCUAACAUGGGUGAAUCUCCAUAUUUGUAUUCUGAUAGGAAGUCUGGUUCUGUUUUGAGGAAUGAUGAUGCAGCUAUCACCAACAUUAUGGUUUCCUCAGUUCCUAAUUGUGGGGAGGGCUGUGUUUGGAGAGUGGAUUUGAUAAUAAGCUUUGGGGUCUGGUGUAUUCACCGCAUUCUAGAUUUGUCACUCAUGGAAAGCCGGCCUGAGCUGUGGGGGAAAUACACUUAUGUGCUUAAUCGUCUCCAGGGUAUCAUAGAAUUGGCAUUUUCAAAGCCCCGUAGUCCCAUGUCCCCAUGCUUCUGCCUUCAAAUCCCUGCAUCCCACCAGCACAGGUCAAGUCCACCUGUUUCGAAUGGAAUGUUGCCACCUGCUUCGAAACCAGGUAGGGGGAAAUGCACAACUGCAGCAACGCUUCUGGACUUAAUUAAGGAUGUAGAGAUUGCCAUAUCUUGCCGAAAGGGACGAUCAGGAACUGCUGCUGGCGAUGUUGCUUUCCCAAAGGGAAAAGAGAAUCUGGCUUCUGUGCUUAAGCGCUACAAGCGCCGACUAUCCAGCAAGGGAAUUGCUAGUAAAUGAGCAGUCUGGGUAGAGCAAGGUUCUGACAUCAGCUCCUAAGAGCUCGUUGCUUUUGUUCCAUCAGUUUGCCCAACUGGAUGGUAUCAAGCUGUUUAAUUUUGAAACGCAGCUUACUAAUUCAGGAAUUCUUACUGCUCAGUUGUUGUGGGUCUCUCUCUCUCUCUCUCUCUCUCUCUCUCAUUAAAAGGUCUGCUGCAAAAAUUAAUUUUCCUUGUAUGUUAUGUAUACAUAGGGAUAUAGAUAACUGGAUAUGUAAUUGCAGCAGAAUUAAAGAAAAAUGGGUAGAAAGGUGGAAAGUUUGAGUAAUUGUAUUUCUGGUUCUGUAACUAAUAACCACCUUAUUUAUGUCAAAAGUCUCGUCAAGUUCUGUAGAGCAAAA